GUCUUUAACUAGAAAUUCUGAACCAACUCUCUAGCAGAAAUCCUGGGCUCUCUUCUCCCAACCACAAGGUUAGGUUGAAAAACAGAGCAGAUGGAGGUAGUUUGUAGCCUACAGGUGCCCUGAAUGAAGCUUCCACAGUGCUAAAGUCGAAGAAUGAGGGACUCCAAGGGAAGGAUUCAAGGCUGGGCCCAUGCACCUGUGGAAUUCAGAUGAGACCCCAGAGGAGAUCAGCGCCCUCCAAUUAGCCCUGGGCGGAGAGCAGGCGGCGAGGGCUGGGCCGGAGAGGGACCACUCGAGCUGCGACGGGCCCCGGGGCUGCGGGGCAGGGCUGGCGCCCGGAGCCUGAGCUGCAGGAGGUGCGCUGGCUUUCCUCAACAGGUGGCGGCGGGGCGCGCGCCGGGAGCCCCCUAAUGCGGGAAAAGCACGUGUCCGCAUUUUAGAGAAGGCAAGGCCGGUGUGUUUAUCUGCAAGCCAUUCUACUUGCUCACGAAUCUUUGAGAACAUUAUAAUGACCUUUGUGCCUCUUCUUGCAAGGUGUUUUCUCAGCUGUUAUCUGAAGACAUGGAUAUAAAAAACUCACCAUCUAGCCUUAAUUCUCCUUCCUCCUACAACUGCAGUCAAUCCAUCUUACCCCUGGAGCAUGGCUCCAUAUACAUACCUUCCUCCUAUGUAGAGAGCCACCAUGAAUAUCCAGCCAUUACAUUCUAUAGCCCUGCUGUGAUGAAUUACAGCAUUCCCAGCAAUGUCACUAACUUGGAAGGUGGGCCUGGUCGGCAGACCACAAGCCCAAAUGUGUUGUGGCCAGCACCUGGGCACCUUUCUCCUUUAGCGGUCCAUCGCCAGUUAUCACAUCUGUAUGCAGAACCUCAAAAGAGUCCCUGGUGUGAAGCAAGAUCACUAGAACACACCUUACCUGUAAACAGAGAGACACUGAAAAGGAAGGUUAGUGGGAACCGUUGUACCAGCCCUGUUACUGGUCCAAGUUCAAAGAGGGAUGCUCACCUCUGCGCUGUCUGCAGCGAUUACGCAUCGGGAUAUCACUAUGGAGUCUGGUCGUGUGAAGGAUGUAAGGCCUUUUUUAAAAGAAGCAUUCAAGGACAUAAUGAUUAUAUUUGUCCAGCUACAAAUCAGUGUACGAUCGAUAAAAACCGGCGCAAGAGCUGCCAGGCCUGCCGACUUCGGAAGUGUUAUGAAGUGGGAAUGGUAAAGUGUGGCUCCCGGAGAGAGAGAUGUGGGUACCGCCUUGUGCGGAGACAGAGAAGUGCCGAUGAGCAGCUGCACUGUGCCGGCAAGACCAAGAGAAGUGGCGGCCACGCGCCCCGAGUGCGGGAGCUGCUGCUGGACGCCCUGAGCCCCGAGCAGCUGGUGCUCACCCUCCUGGAGGCUGAGCCGCCCCAUGUGCUGAUCAGCCGCCCUAGCGCGCCCUUCACCGAGGCCUCCAUGAUGAUGUCCCUGACCAAGUUGGCCGACAAGGAGUUGGUACACAUGAUCAGCUGGGCCAAGAAGAUUCCCGGCUUUGUGGAGCUCAGCCUGUUCGACCAAGUGCGGCUCUUGGAGAGCUGUUGGCUGGAGGUGUUAAUGGUGGGGCUGAUGUGGCGCUCAAUUGACCACCCCGGCAAGCUCAUCUUUGCUCCAGAUCUUGUUCUGGACAGGGAUGAGGGGAAAUGCGUAGAAGGAAUUCUGGAAAUCUUUGACAUGCUCCUGGCAACUACUUCAAGGUUUCGAGAGUUAAAACUCCAACACAAAGAGUAUCUCUGUGUCAAGGCCAUGAUCCUGCUCAAUUCCAAUAUGUACCCUCUGGUCGCAGCGACCCAGGAUGCUGACAGCAGCCGGAAGCUGGCCCACUUGCUGAACGCCGUGACCGAUGCUUUGGUCUGGGUGAUCGCCAAGAGCGGCAUCUCCUCCCAGCAGCAAUCCACGCGCCUGGCUAACCUCCUGAUGCUCCUGUCCCACGUCAGGCACGCGAGUAACAAGGGCAUGGAACAUCUGCUCAGCAUGAAGUGCAAAAACGUGGUCCCAGUGUAUGAACUGCUGCUGGAGAUGCUGAAUGCCCACGUGCUUCGCGGGUGCAAGUCCUCCAUCACGGGGUCCGAGUGCAGCCUGGCAGAGGACAGUAAAAGCAAAGAGGGCUCCCCAAACCCACAGUCUCAGUGACGCCUGGCCCUGAGGUGAACGGGCCCACAGAGGUCACAGGCUGAAGCGUGAACUCCAGUGUGUCGGGGGCCUGGGCUUCAUCUUUCUGCUGUGUGGUCCCUCAUUUGGUGAUGGCAGGGUUGGUCAUGUACCAUCCUUCCCUCGACCUCCCCAACUCCCAGGAGUCAGGGUGAGGAAGCCACAGUUUUCCUUGUUAGCAGAGGGCACAUUUGAAUGCAGCGUUUCCACACUCAAUGGCCUCAUAGGAUCUCAAUGUGAUCUUUCUUACUUUCCAUCUUCCUUCCUCCCCUUUGUGAAACAUCUUAAAGGUUUUGGAACGAAUGGUGGAAAUCUGACUUGGAAGGGCUGCGAAUCAAAGGGGAGAGGAAGUGACACGCUUACAGAAGUGGGCUAACCCUUCUUGUGCAGCACACACACUACCCUUCCCUUUGAGAGUUGACCUUUGCUCUUUUCUGGACCGCUUGAUUGUAAGAUUGAAAACCCCUGUGACAACUGCGUCCUUACCUCCCAGGCCUGUGGGGACUGAUCAUAUCAUGACGCUUAUUCUGUCAAAGGCCAGAGGGACUGUGGUCAAGCUGGGAUGCGAGUCACGUUCUCUCCCUGACCUUGCUACCAGCUGCACACAGAUUCAUCCCUCUUGAUUUGUAUUCGCAGAGCCUGCCAAUAAUUUGGGGUAUGUGUGUAUGAGCAUGCGAUCAUUUUCAUGGAGGACUGUGGGAGAUACAAAUCUCCCUGCUGCUGGAGCUGCCCUUCCUUAAACCUGUUGUCCCAUGGGGCCAGCGUGGGUACUGGAGAAAGGCUGUGUUUGCAGGAAUGGGGUUCUCUCCUGUGAGUGUGGGUGACAGCCACAGUGUUUCCCCAGGGCACUGUGGAUGCAGUUUCCAUCUUGUACAACCUCAUAAGUAGCAGCCACAACUGCCACAUCAGCCACCCCAAGUAGUCAGGGACACUUUGGGCUGUGGAUGUGCGCGGCGUGCUGUUUUGUGGAUGGAUGAGUAGCUAUGCACCCCAGCGUGUCAGCUCUGGGGCCACACUGGAUAGUCUUGAUGAGUAUGCCCCUUGAACAAGACCCAGUUUGUGAACUGUCCUUAAACAGAAAUAUUUAGGGAUAGUUAUUUAUAGCAAGAAAGAAUUCUUUUACACUUGAGAGCUCUUUUAAAAAUAUUUUCUUAUUGGAAAAUUUAUAUGGUGGGCUGGGUGAAAAACAGUAAAAAUAUUAGUUCUUAUUCCAAGUGGAACAUAAAUAGGACAUGAAGAAGGGCACCUCUGAAAUGAUAAUUUUAACUCACUUUUUAAAAGAUUUUGAAAUUUUCAGUUUUGGAAACACAGUGAAUGUGCAAAAUGAGUAACAGCAUACUUUGGAAGCCAGCAAUUAAAUAAUCAUGUUUCAUUAUUGCAGUAAUGUUUUAAACAAUUACCUUGUGAUAUGAUAUUAAAUAUAUUUUCUUUUUGAAAAUAUGUUCAC
Symphalangus syndactylus (siamang) is the source of this 3619-nucleotide messenger RNA. RefSeq names its product estrogen receptor 2 (gene ESR2). The record is from RefSeq and is a predicted model, not a curated record. Lineage: Eukaryota; Metazoa; Chordata; Mammalia; Primates; Hylobatidae. Gene Ontology annotation, biological process: estrogen receptor signaling pathway; cellular response to estradiol stimulus; regulation of DNA-templated transcription. Gene Ontology annotation, cellular component: nucleus. Gene Ontology annotation, molecular function: steroid binding; nuclear estrogen receptor activity; sequence-specific DNA binding.